This is a messenger RNA of Camellia sinensis, 1360 nucleotides long. Lineage: Eukaryota; Viridiplantae; Streptophyta; Magnoliopsida; Ericales; Theaceae. The record is from RefSeq and is a predicted model, not a curated record.
CACUACUCUAGCAGGCACGACUUCUUCCAAAGAAGAUUCAGAAUUUUUGAACAUAUCAGACUCUUCCUUUUCCAACUCACUUUGCCUCUCUUUCUAAUUCCUUAGCCCUAAUUUGGUUUGCAGCUCUAAAAUCACCAUUGUUACUCACUCAAAAUCUUCGUCUCUGUUGAAUCUUCAAACGUCUGGGAGCUUCAAUGAAUGUUGAAUGUGGAAAAUAUCAAGAGUCCAUUCAAUCUUUUGUUUCAUUAGUUGAGCAUAUCAAGUAUGAUGAAGCCAUAGACAUUCAACAGAAGAAAGACAUAUUUGGAAAAGAGAUCAAUAUCCAACUUCAAAGAGUAGACAUGGAGUACAUAUGUCAUGUAAAAGAAUUAUCUGUUACAUGUAUCAUGUUGUACACAAGUCAUCUUCAUCAGGUGUUGAAGGCUUUCAAUUGGAGGAAACAAUUUGUAUUUGUUAAUCCCUGUGUUGUUAGUGGAAAAACUAUGGCUAGAGAGAAAUCAAAAUCAGCAUUGCUUACAAGAAGAUUAGAGGAGGUUAUGCUAGAACAAUUGAUUUUAAUUCCUUAUAAUAUUGGUCCCCGCAACAACCUACAAAUGUGAAUGUGGGUUUCAUGUAAUGGACCUCAUUAGAGAUCAAAGCAUCCUAAGAAAACAAAAUGUGAGAUAAAUUCUAACUUUUAUUACUAUAUUAUAUUCAUGAUACUUGUACAUCUUCUUCAUUAUCUAAUUGUUUCUAAAUAACCUCUUGUAGUUUAACGGAAAAAAAACUUACACGGAAACCGAAAUUGAUGAAGUGAGGGUUGAGUGGAUUAAUUUUGUCCUAAAGAAUAUGAGUUGAAAUCCAACAUGUAAGUAUUAUAUAACUUCCAUUCUUUAAAUUUCUAAUAAACAAUUUCUUUUGUUGGUGAGGAAUACAUAAUCACUUCAAGAUUUCAUUUUGAAUUUGUUGAUUCUAUGUAUAUUUAGUUUUAUGACUUUAAAAUAUCUGGCCAUGCAUUUACGAUUUUCAUUUUGGAUUUAUUGAUUCUAUGUAUAUGUCAUAUCUAUAUGGUAAUCCAAACUUCAUACUAGUAACAAUCAAAGUGGUUAUUCAUUUUCUAUUGAUGUAGGAGAUGAAGAGUCAGGUUGAUGAGAAAGAUCUGACUUUAUCUUUUGUAAAACUAGAACAGUCUCUACAAAUAUUUAGUUUAUUCAUAUGCUUCUAGAGGUUCCUAAAUUAAUUUGUGUUUUCAUUUUUCAAGUCAGAAAUUUCUUAAAGAGAUGUAAAAUAUGGUUAAAGAAUUUAACAACUUAGUUUUUCAGGUUUUUUCACUUUUUAAUAUAUGUAAGCACAGUUAAAAACUUUUUAUUUAAUUCCUUUG